This is a messenger RNA of Clonostachys byssicola, 852 nucleotides long. The record is from the annotation of a GenBank genome assembly. Lineage: Eukaryota; Fungi; Ascomycota; Sordariomycetes; Hypocreales; Bionectriaceae.
AUGGCAAUGCCUAUGGCAACACCCGGAACAGUCCUGGGAACCUCGGCUUUGUUUUUUACAGGAGCUUUAAUCAUGAGAGGUGCCGGUUGCUCGAUAAACGACCUGUGGGAUAGGAAUUUGGACCCUCAGGUGACCAGGACUCGUCUUCGUCCCAUCGCUCGUGGCGCCAUCACUCCAUUUAAAGGUCUUGUCUUCACAGGAUUCCAGCUUCUUGCAGGUCUCGGAGUACUGGUCCAGUUUCCAUUCGAGUGUCUCUAUUACGGGAUACCCAGCUUGCUAUUUGUAGCAAGUUAUCCUUUGGCCAAGAGGGUGACCUACUAUCCCCAAUUUGUCCUGGGAUUGACAUUCUCUUGGGGUGCAAUGAUGGGAUUUCCAGCCCUCGGUGUCAACCUGUUCUCUAACGCUGACGCGCUGGCAGCAGCUGCGUGUCUCUAUGCGUCAAACGUGGCAUGGACUGUCUUAUACGAUAUGAUUUAUGCUCAUAUGGACAUCAAAGACGAUGCCAAGGCUGGAAUCAAGAGCAUAGCCCUCAAGCAUGACAAGGAAACAAAACAGGUGUUGACUGGGCUGGCAGUUACCCAGAUUGGCCUGCUCGCGGCCGCUGGAUAUGCGGCUGGUGCUGGCCCUGUUUUCUUCCUGGGAAGCUGUGGCGGAGCUCUCGCCACCCUGGGUAUCAUGAUCAAGCGUGUGAAUCUGAAGAGCGUGAAAGACUGUUGGUGGUGGUUUGUGAAUGGCUGUUGGAUCACAGGAGGUGUGGUAAGCUUAGGACUGGCCGGGGAUUACGCUGUUCGCUACUAUCAGCAACCUGCCGAACUUGAUGAGAUAGAUAUCGAGACCGAGAAGGAAUCUUGA